Messenger RNA from Danaus chrysippus (African queen), 528 nucleotides. Lineage: Eukaryota; Metazoa; Arthropoda; Insecta; Lepidoptera; Nymphalidae. The record is from the annotation of a GenBank genome assembly.
AUGACGAUAUUGAAGCAAGCCGUAAAAAUAGUGGAGCAAUUGCCAAAAGUCAAGUGGAUAUUUUUAGCUGACGACGAUACCAUAUUGGGUGUUCAGAGACUCCGUGAAAUUCUGACAUGCUAUCGAGGGGGAUAUGAUAUCACUGUCAUAGCGGAGAGAUACGGUUACGGAUAUGGAAAGAAAAAUCUCCGGCGGAAAAGUAUCGUAGAAUCUAACCACUCAUAUAUCCCAUCCUCGCAGGGUAUUCGUACCCCACGGGGGAGGUGGCACUGCCCUCUCUAUAGGCGCGGCAGUCGCUCUGUCUUCAUGCCCAUGUUCAUGCCUUGGACCCAGCCAGAUGAUAUGGCGCUUGGAGCCUGCGCUGCUAGAAGGAAUAUCACCAUCACACACUCACCACUCUUCCAUCAGGCUCGUCCCCCAGGAUUAUCCCCGGGCGGGAGGGUCCUAGCCCGGGGACCGCCCCGCGUCCUUCCACCGCCUGUCCGCUCCACCGGGACGGGUCUACAGUACCUGGUUCCAGAGAGAUGA